Paramuricea clavata is the source of this 3889-nucleotide messenger RNA. The record is from the annotation of a GenBank genome assembly. Lineage: Eukaryota; Metazoa; Cnidaria; Anthozoa; Malacalcyonacea; Plexauridae.
UAAAUUGCGUGGGUUGACAAGCUGCCAAUAAUUGCCACGUCACAAUUUCGACUAUAGCCAAAUAAUUUUGGUGAUAACUUUUCCCCAUAUGAACAGGCCCUAUCAAAGUUUCUUACUUACUUACUUACUUACUUAAAAAUUUAUUUAACCACGCUGGCCAUACACAACAUAUUUGUAAAAAUACAAUGAGUUGAUUUUCAGAUGGGGCUCUUAACUCACAUCCUAGUCUCUGGUAUAGUGGGCAUACUGCAUUUUAAUCCAUACUGCAUUUUAAUUUCCUCAGAAGGAAAACUAUUCCACAGCAUUGCACCACUAUACUUAAAACUUCGUUUAAGGUAGUUUGUUUUAGGUUUUGGAAGUGCUAGAUUAGUAUCAUUACUUCGAAGAUUAUAUUCUCUAUUAAGAUCUUUAAUUUUUAUAAAUUUUUCUCUAAGACUUGGUAUGCCACUCUCUCGGUCUAAGCAAUGCUUGUACGUGCAACAGUGUUUUCUAGCACUGCUGGUUCUUGGUAUGGACUGUGGAGACUGUCUUAUCCUGUUGAUAUAAUAACUCGUAUUUUUUCAGAUGCCAACUGAUGCUUGGUACUUGUACAAAAGGUCGUCAGCAGACAAUGGAACCGUUGAAAGUUUGAAACAAAUCGGUGCUUCCCCUGAAUGCACAUCUGAUGCUCAGGAACUGCAAUGUGUUGCUGUUUACUGCUCCGAAGAUGAGAAAUAUCUGCUCACGGAAUACACUAAAGCUGACUGUGAGAACACCACAAAACGCUGGUAAGCAGCGUGGGAUGGAACGGGGUUAUAAUCGCGCGCAUCGUCAUUAUCAUUACCGUUAUCAUGAACAUUACCAUCAUAAUCACCAUCAUCAUUAUCACCACCAUUAUCAUCAUCACCAUGCACCAUCAUUACCAUUACCUCCAUUUUCACGAUCAUAGCAUUGUCUAACUUUUAUUCAAGUUAGACUUGUAUAAUGCAGUGAGCCAAUAAUAGGUUUUGAAAUUAAUUGAAAGCCUCGGAUUGAUAGGCAUAAAACUACCUGAAAAUACAAGAAGUAGUUUGACGUUUCAAGCGUAGGCCCUUUGUCGGGAAGUUAGUGGCGGCGAAAGAGCCCGACACUCGAAGUUCUUGUGUUUUUCAAGUUGUUGAAUCCUUAUCAAUCCGAAGCCCUGACACAAAUGUAUUUUAUUCAAAUACAAAUAUUGAAGAAGUUGAAAACGUUAUGAAUAUAGAAAUUGAAAAAAUAUUUCGUUACUGUGCUACAAAUAAGCUUUCAAUUAAUUUGGAAAAGACAAAUUUUAUGGUUAUCACUAACUCAAAAAAGAAAGCUAGAAAUAUACGGAUUAAAAACAUUGUUAAAAGAGACUUUAUUAAAUAUCUUGGUAUAUAUAUUGAUAAUAAUCUAAAUUGGGAGUAUCAGAUCAAACACGUAAAUAGUAAAAUUGCUAAAAACACUGGAAUAAUGAAUAAACUCAGAUAUUACCUAGAUUUGAAAAUGCUUAAACAUUUAUAUUACACUCUAAUUUACCCAUACAUUAAUUAUGGACUGAUGAGUUGGGGUAACACCUAUGCAACAAAGCUUAAUAAAGUACGAACAUGUCAAAAUAAAUGUAUAAAGAAUAUGUUUUUUGCAUCCAAAAAAGAAAGUGCAACAUUAUACAUGAAUUUACUUUCCAUACUAAAGCUAGACAACGCUUUUAAAUUGAAAAUAGCCACAUUUACAUACAAAAUUAUAAACGAAGAUAAAAAUAUCCCUAGGAUAUUUACAAAUAUCAUUUCCACUGCAUCUACUCAGCACUCUUAUUCUACUAGAUUUGCUGAAAAACAAAAUUUUAUUAGGUCGAAUGCUCGAACAAAUUAUGGAAUCUUUACUUUCAGAUUUAUUUCAUCAAAAAUUUGGGAGACAAUUCCUUACCAUAUAAAAGAGUCAAAUUCAGUUUCUGUUUUUAAAAAUAGGUAUAGUCAAUUCCUUAUUUAUUCCCAAAUAUAAAUACCUACACAGUUCUGUUAUGUCGCCGUCAUAUACUUUUAUAUAAUAGUAUGAUACAUAUAUACAGUGAUCAACUCGAAAGCAUUCCGCUAUUUUGAUCACUGUACACGUUUGUUUAAUAUAGCAGUUUUAAUAUGUGGGCUUUGAUUUUUGUAACUAUAUAAAUUUUCUGUAUGUUAUUCUUACUUAGUUUAAAUACGUGUGAAAUAAAUGUGAUUCUGAUUCUAUUAUUGACACUAUUGUUCAUUGUGUUUGUAGUCUUAUUGAUCCUAUCGAAGCAUUAAUAAAGGCAGUCCCGUUCCUUGAAACGCAACUCCGUCCUUCCAUAGAAAAUCUUGAAGAAACAUGCGCGGUUUAUCCAGCUGAUUCCAACAAGCAAACACCACCACCAACAGUAGGAACACUGCGUCCUGGUGCCACCGUCAAGAUAGUCAAAGUAGGACCAACUGGUUCUGGUGCCACCGUCAAGACAGUCAAAGUAGGACCAACUGGUUCUGGUGCCACCGUCAAGACAGUCAAAGUAGGACCAACUGGUUCUGGUGCCACCGUCAAGACAGUCAAAGUAGGACCAACAGGUUCUGGUGCCACCGUCAAGACAGUCAAAGUAGGACCAACUGAUUCUGGCAACAUUCAGUUGGUUGAUUGCGUUGCCUUGCUAUUCAGCUUCAUUGUUGUGAAACUGUUUGCCUGAAAAACUUGAUGUCUUGCUCAUGCAGUGUGCUGUGUUGGGUUUCUAGCUUUACACUUUAUUUUGCGGUAAACUAUUUUUUCACUAGGAAACAUCUACACAGGCUACAAACCGUCGAGUAAUUACAGGGCAUUAUCAUUGAAUAUUUCUGACAAUAGUGGACAACAGUGCAGGCUAGAUAUUUCAUCACUUGUGUUUUUAUUUUAUUUGGCAACAAAAAUAGAUUACACUACAUUUUGUUUUGUUUUUAACUAAGCCACAAGAAUUUUACGUACAUGUAAUUUACAUACCUUUAUACACUACAUGAACCACGGGAAAUCACAAGCAUGGUGUGUGAAAGGGGGGAGGGGGGUGUAAACGAUAAAUUCUUAUAAUUCAGAAUCCUUAUCCAAAACAAAUUUUGAAGUUGCGAUACACAAACAAAUUGAAGAACAGAGCGUCAAGGUCCGAUUCCAAGAGCGCUUUUUCUCGCCGAAAUGCGAAACAUUUCGCACGAAUCGUGCAUGCGCAGAUAAAUUUAGAUAAAUGAGGCGUGGCGAGAAAAAAAGGAUUCCGCCGUGGUGGAUCAGAUCUUUAAGAGCAAAUGUAAGAUGCAGAGAAAAAAGCAAUAUAUGACGUGCUAUUCUUCGAAACCAAGUUCAUGUACGUUAAAAUGUUGUUAUUUGCUGUUACAAAGUAAUAACUUCAGCAAAGUAAGUGAACGCACUAGCAUAGUUUCAACUGAAGGUGUACUAAGCACUAAAACCAAGACUAAUUACGUGGUCAAAACCCUACUCGCUGCUACAAUACUACACAGUUCUAGUAAGUACAUCAGACUCAUUCCCAGGCCUCUAUAUAUAGAAAUUGCGAUAAGCGCGCACACAGCAUGUUGGGUAUAGGGCAAGACGAAUUCUUGCUUCCUAACUCAAACGUCCUCACUCAAACGCCUGUGUCCGAACAGUACAACACGACUGAAAUGCUUCGCAAUGUCCCAACAUGAAAAUAAUGAGUAGAGAAAUGUCUUCUAAAACCAAGUCUACGACGUAAAGUAAGUAUACCCUACCAUAAUCAAGAUCAUGCGUGGUGAGAUUACGAUUCUUAAACAGACCCAACCACAAUUACGCAGUCAAAUCGUCAGCCUCAAAUUUUUCGUCAUCGUAGAUUUCAGCUCGGAUCGUCUUACCACCAAACCAUCGCCCGUUUAGAUUUGCAACGGCUAGUUCGACCUCUGUAAAAAUAUUU